Molecule: messenger RNA, 2703 nt
Organism: Salarias fasciatus (jewelled blenny)
Lineage: Eukaryota; Metazoa; Chordata; Actinopteri; Blenniiformes; Blenniidae
Gene: stum
Product: stum, mechanosensory transduction mediator homolog
Exons: 4
Coding region: 798-1235 (145 amino acids)
Source: RefSeq, a predicted model, not a curated record
AGAGAGAGAGAGAAGCAUAGUAGAAAAAGGGGGUUGUGUUCACUUUCCCUUCUCCUGCUGAGAGGUGUGUGGCUCUGCACAGGGAUUUUACAUAAAGGAAAGAGGAGAGAAAGAAAGAGAAACUGCUGGAAAGAGCUGGACAUCUUUCUGAGGACAUUCUAAUCGUUUUGAAGAGGGAUUAUUGUUGAUUCAGCAUUUCCCAACAGCACGAGAAAUCCAAACAAGUGGCACAUUUGACUGACAUCUCCUGAUGAGAAAGAGUGAGAAUUUUCAGGACUGAUGGGGAAUUAAAGGCAGGAAUGAUUUUUCUUCUGCAGACUUUCCACUGAUGAGACUUCAAAAGAUUCUGAGGAGAUUUUUGGAUCUUUGAUGCUUGUUGGACAACAGAAACUCCAGCCAACAGAUUCCCUGGAUAAGUCUGAACAUUUACCAAUUCAUCUUUAAAAAUAUGCUGCAGACUACCUGGUUCCUUCUCAAACAAAUACCACAUUUCCAGCUAUUCUGUGGACUUUUGCUCCAUUCCCAUCACCACAACUCACAUCACGACUAGAGAACUUGUUGCUGCUGCUUGUUUUCACACAGUGAAUGUUCAGAGAAGCAGAGACUCCAGAUCCAAAUGUUGACAUGAACUGAAUCUCUGAUUGUUUUCUUCACCUUUUAUUGAAUGACCUGAAGCCCAGAGGGAGAGUGACUGGGAAGAAGACUCAUUCACAUUUCUUCCGGCGGCUCACCUGUUCAUCAGCCGCUAUUUUUAGACCUGAGACUGAGGUGAGAGAGAGGCUGAGGCACAAAGAGACAUGGCACAGAAGGAAGGCGCCACAGAGCAGGGCUGUGUCAAAACAGAAGACAAUGUUGGGGGGAAAGCCAUGGCCGGGGGCCUCGCGGCGGGCGGAGGAGUGGUGGUGGAGGUCAGGGAGAAGAAGGGACUUCUGCGGGCUGCGAUACCCACAAUGCCUUUCCCUUUGGCUGUCAUCUGUCUUUUCCUGAACACCUUCAUACCAGGACUUGGUACUUUCAUCUCAGCCUUCACGGUGCUGUGCGGCGCUCGCAGCGACCUGAUCUCGGAGCGAGGCGUCUGCUGUGUGUUCUGGCUCAACGUGGCAGCGGCCUUCAUCCAGAUCCUGACGGCUGUCAUCAUGGUCGGCUGGAUCAUGAGCAUCUUCUGGGGGAUGGACAUGGUCAUCCUCGCAAUUUCUGAUGGCUGCAGAGACCAAGGAAUCCCUCAAGACGUCUGAGAGCUGGUACUCUGGUUUUUUUCCUUUUUUUUUUUUUUUUUUUUUUUUUUUUUUUUUUUUAAAACAGUUUGCCCUCUCCACCAUCCCCGAAGCCGAGCGGCCUCCUUCACGUUCUCAAAGACCUGCAGCCGGCAGCGGAAAGAGGCACAAACUAAACUGAAAUACAACCGAGAAGCUACUCCUCGUGGGAGUUUGUGAUCACGAGCUGCCGACUGGGCGACGCUGAGGGGGAGAUUCCAUUCACAGGUUUAAGGAGCGGGAUGGGAAAGCAGAGACUUAAAAUGUACCGUCACAAAAAAAAAAGAAAAAAAACACGAACAAGAGAAAGAAUGUGUUUAUAUCUUGUUGAGUUGUACAACAGUGAUCUUUGGAUUUUGCCUUUUAAGCUUUGUUAUCUAGUUUAUUUCCAUAAAAAAAACAAUAAAACCACUGAAUCUUGAGAGGAUGGAGCUAAUACAGACAAUUUAUUUGCACGAGGUUGGUUCAGUAAAGUCUUUAAAACUCCAAAACAAAUCCUUCAGUUGGGAAAACGAAGCUGAACUGAACAGCCUGGCCCGGCGGACCCCUCCGCCGGCUGUGGUGUAGCGUGUCAGCGGGGUCGCGGUCACAUGGUCUGAGUGUUGUUUCUCAGGCUAACUAUAGCGUUAACCUCUGUGUGUUGUGGUGGCGUUUUCAUUUCAGCGUCUAUUUCUGGCUCCUUGUUGCCGCUCGGGGUUAAAAUAGCUUUCUCGAUCGAAAUCUUUCACGUACUCAAUCGACCUUUUUUAAAUAUACACCGUCCGGUCGACUCAACGUCUGGUCAUACGUGCAUGUGACAGUAAAAAGAAGAAGACUGGAUUAAGAGGGAGUAAUUAUUUGUAAUCAAAACCAACACGGUGGUGUGCAAGUGUGCAAUAAUAUCUGUAUUAAAAGUUACUCACCUUUAUACCGCUCUAAAUGUGUAAAUGAGCACCAGCAGGAUCUCACACAUUAUUCAGCCGCUACGCCUGAUUAACAGCUCUCAAAAUAUCAGCGUCCAUUAGCUGUCACCCAAGUCCUCAGCGUUUCUGGCGCAAUGCUGCAAAGAUAGAGCCACAGAUUUGUACCAGGCUUAAAUAAAACUUACAUUUGCUGAUCAGUGUCAGUGUUUCUGGAGUGGCUCUGAAAUGAUUACUAAGCUGAUUCGCUGCUUUUGGCUCACGAGCAUAAAGUGUGCACAUUGUGUAUCAAUCUAUAAAUGGCUGUGUGACAGUGUAAUGGGUAUUUGCGCAGGCCUUGUUCAGCCCUGUAAGAGCGUCUUUGGCUGCAGAGAGCAGAAAUGUGUAAACAAAUCCAUCGCGGACACAACUCAGGAACUCACCGUUUUGUUGAUCCAAACAAACGAGGAAUUUCCCAUGAUGGCCCGUCGACAUUCUCAUGCGCUGCUGCAUUAUUGGCCUGCUUCCAUGAAAAAUAUCGAACCGUAUCAAAUGUCAAACGGCCCGAAAGG